AUCAGGAUGAGUACAGUCUAGUUGCUUGAACAUCAAUGCAAAUGAAAUUUGAAAUUUGAAACAUUUGUUUUUCCCCCUUUUCCUCGUUCUUCUCUAUUAUAUCCUAUUCUAAUGCCUCGUGCCCACAAAGAGACUUCACACUCCUCUAAAUCAAAGAAAACUUCAGCCACCAAAACAAACUCUCCACUGAAGCGACUUGCAGAUUUACGAAGUCAAACGAAGUCAAACACAACAGCACAUAUACGGGCAGACAAUACCACUAAACAAUAUACACAGGUCAUCCAGCGGGUGAGGAAGUGGCUGGAGGAGUUCCUCAAAGUUGAAGAGAAUGCAGGGGGAUGUCUAGAGGAUGAGGUCGAAGAUGUCCCUAUGAGGAAUGAAGAAAUGGCCUCCGAGUUUCAUGGAUGUCUUGAUGGAAAGCCCAAUCAGUUUACUCCUGAAGCCAUUGCAAUGUACAUAUCAUGGAAGUGUUACGAAGAGGGCAGGAAGCUAUCAACAGGAGAAUCAGUUCAUGCCGCAUUCAAGUAUCAUUACACGCACCUUGAAGGCGACAAAUAUCGUGGGGAUUGGCGGUAUGAUGAAGGGAACAAACGAUGGAUUGGAAAUCCCUGUAAUGCAGCAGAGGUUGUCGAUCUCAUGGAGGGAUGUAAGCGAAAAGAUGGGGAGAGCGAACGACAUCAUUCCAAACCAGCAAGCAUCAUCAUCAUGGAGAGGUUGUAUGCUCACUCUAUUUCUGUCUGUCCCGAUGACUAUCCUGUCCUGGAUGCAAAAUCACUUGCAUUCAAGAUUUCGCACCUGCGGUUCCGUGCUUAUUCAUCAUUGGGUUUCACUAUCUGGACAAGAAAUACAGAGACAUCGCAUCUCCAGGCCAAGCAUGUUGACCGCAACCCUCUUCCCAGACCUGGCGCAACACCGAGUGAUCCUCCUUUUAUCCAAAUCAACCUCAGAGACCAGAAAAACUGGCAAAAGAAGCAAGCAAAGAAUGAAACUCAGCUGAACGGACAUCGUUACAACCUGUAUCCUCAGAAGAUCUGUGCAAUAUGUGCUCAAACUCAUCUUUCCAUCUGGAUGGAAUUCUGUGAAGAGCACAUACUCCGCCGACAGUAUGAGCCUGACGACUACAUCUUUCCAACUAUCAAUGCGAACGGUGUGACGUUCCAGUCAAAACAGCCAAUAACACCCGAAGCAGUGCAGAAGAUGAUCGACAAUUUUAUGGUAGCUGCUGGGGUUCCAGGAGCAUUUACAACCCAUUGCUUCCGACGUGGGGGUGCUCAAUACCGGUUCAUGUUUGCACCAAUUGGCGAACGCUGGACUCUGGCUCGAAUUCGAUGGUGGGGUGGAUGGGCACCAAAUGAAAAGCGUGAUACAUUAAUACGGUACCUCUUGGAUGAAUUAAACACGUAUGAAGAAGAUCACAGUGAUGCGUUGGCUCCGAUAGACCGUAGAGCGUCUGAAUCUCAUGCAGGCGAGGCUGCGGAGAUGGGACCACUUUCAGCAGCUGAGGGCCGACAACUCUUUACCAUGGUAGGAUCCACCAUCAAGAAAGAAUUUGCAGCUAUCUACACAUCACAGCAUCAUCUUCCACAAGGAUCAGCGCCCUACGGUCCAUAUCCAUAUCAAGGUUACAUCUGGCCAUCACUGCCUGUUCCGAAACCUUCUCUCAUGCCAUCUCUGAGUUCUUACCUAUCUCAAAUGGCAGCGCCAGCACCAAAUCAAGUGAUCUAUUCCAGUACAGGAUCAUUCACUCCUCAACCAUCAACAAAGAUUCUGCCCGAGUUAGAUUAUCUCCCAAUUAUUCCGAAGAUACGACCUUCCCCGAGUGCAUGGAAGCAAGUCAUCAUUGAUUGGGAACAUCCUGACCCAUCUCGAGAUCAUCACUAUGCACUGAAGGACUGGAAGCCAGAAUGGGCCAAAGUGACUCAACAGGCGGCAUUAUAUGGUCAGCGAAAGUUGAUUGCAUUGGAAUUCAUCGAGAGGUUCGAGCGGGACGAACAAUCAUUUCAGCAGGCCUAUUCAUGUUGUCAGGAUGGAAUCACUCAACUUUUGCUGCAGAUACGGGCGUCGAAACAGGAGAGUGGUACAAUAAAACGCCGCAAGGGUAAAAAUUCCAACUUUGCAGAUAUCUAA
Molecule: messenger RNA, 2127 nt
Organism: Lentinula edodes (shiitake mushroom)
Lineage: Eukaryota; Fungi; Basidiomycota; Agaricomycetes; Agaricales; Omphalotaceae
Exons: 6
Coding region: 112-2127 (671 amino acids)
Biological process (GO): DNA recombination; DNA integration
Molecular function (GO): DNA binding
Source: RefSeq, a predicted model, not a curated record